GGGUACAGAGCUGAGACUUCCGAGCCUCAUAGCUCGGACUCUGUGGUCUCGCAUGGGCAACUUCGCUGGCGGUGGUCCACCGGCAGAUGAAGAACAACAGAAGGCAGCCUUCAGAGCUUGCUUGCAGAAGAACUGCGUGCCACAGGUGCAAAAUGUGCUCCAACUGCGGUCCUCCAACCAGCUGGGGACGAAGUUCCAAGUGGUGAGCACCGGGAAGGCCGAAACCCGGCCAGACCCACGGAACUCCAACUUGGCACGGCAGACCGCGGAAGCGGAUGAGCGUUUGCUCGAGUGCGAGCAGCAAUGCGCCCAAAGGUGUUGGCCCGAUGCCUUGACCAAGCCCUGGUUGGGCACGGUGGCCGUGGACAUGGCUGGAGUCCUGGAAGACCAGUUGCGUACAAGAUGUGAAUCGCAGAUUCCUUGACCUAAGCUUGAGUGCGCCGGGGGUGAUUGCGAGGAAGACAAACCACGAUAGGCCUUGUACAGAAGUACGUUGGCGACUCUCCUAAAGGAUGCAGAGCAAUGAAGAAUCAAGGUGUGAGAAAGGAGUUGUUGCAUGAUUCUGCAUGUCCUGAUUAUUGAGGCAAGUCAUACUUGGAGUUAUGUUUGGAUUGGCAAGAAUCCUUUGAAGAUGUGUUUCAGGAGGUUCAUGUCAAGGUUUGCGUACAAGAUGUGCAUCGCAGUUUCCUUGACCUGAGCUUGAGUUUGCCGGGCAUGAUUGCGAGGAAGGCAAACCACGAUAGGCCGUGUGAUGAAGUACGUUGGCAACUCUCCUAAAGGAUGUAAAUCCGUCCAGGUCAGUCUGUGAGGAGGCAUUUGUAUGCAUUUGUCGC
Molecule: messenger RNA, 833 nt
Organism: Durusdinium trenchii
Lineage: Eukaryota; Dinophyceae; Suessiales; Symbiodiniaceae
Source: the annotation of a GenBank genome assembly